Messenger RNA from Myotis lucifugus (little brown bat), 1070 nucleotides. RefSeq names its product transmembrane epididymal protein 1-like. NCBI's taxonomy places the organism in Eukaryota, Metazoa, Chordata, Mammalia, Chiroptera, Vespertilionidae. The record is from RefSeq and is a predicted model, not a curated record.
AUGGAAUGGAACAAUGAGAUCCACCUCACCAAAAGUGCAGCAGUGGUCUUUAAGACCACCAUAGUCAAUGACUCUCUUCUGUAUCCUUCAUGUCCUCCCAGAAAUAAGGGAAUAUGGGCCAGGCUGUGGGAAAUAUCCUACCAAGGUUUGCUGAAAAUAGUGACCGGCUCUAUCUUUACGAUUUAUGUGAUCUUCUGCCUUGAUGAUGGGAUGGUGCUGAUGAACAGGGAAAUGCCACCAAGAUUUAUGUACCCCAAAGAGUGGCAGCACCUCACCAUGUUCAUCCUCCUCACCCUCAAUGGCUGUGUAGAUGUCACGAGCAAGAACUUGCUGCCUCAGAGGUGUGUGCUCCUAGAAAAAGGUGCCCUGGUCCUGAUCUUCUACGUGCUCCUGAUACUGUUGGUGUCACAUGUUCAAGAUUCGACAGGGGUGGAACUGCAGGUUCACUCUCUACUCAUCUUGGUGGUGUUCCUGCUGAUGCUGGUGUUGACUGUUGAGCUGUGGGCUCCCAACACAUUUCACCUCUCAAUGACUGAGGCCUUUCUGUUUCUGAUGAUGGGCUCCUGGCUGAUGCAGGCAGGCUUUAUUCUGUACCGACCAGUCACCGGCUACCCAUGGCAGGAUGAUGACAUCAGUGACAUCAUGUUUGUCACUACCUUCUUCUGCUGGCAUGUGAUGAUCAAUGCUUUGUGUCUACUGGGAACAUAUGGCAUCUCUUCCUUUUGGCAUCAUUGUUACAGUCCCAGGUCGAAGCUGACAGGAUCCAAAGAAGCUCCAUAUUAUGCCAACACUGAAGGACCAAGGACCCAUCUGACAGAAGUGAAGCAGUCAGAGAAAGAUGACCAGGCUCUUCUCCUCCCAGAGAGCUCACCCUGAGAUAGGGCCCAGGAUACCUGGCACAUUGUCCAUCCCUUCUUCCUCCUUGUAGGUUCUCUCAGACAUGUGCAUGGUAUCCUCUUUGGUCUCCAAUGAAGGUAAUGGCCAUGGAGAGCAUUUGGUCUCCAUCUGCUGGUACAUCUCCUGUCCUUGAACCUCAAAUCACUGAGGAGGUGAGGAGAGAGGGGGCUGAG